This is a messenger RNA of Talaromyces stipitatus ATCC 10500, 1323 nucleotides long. RefSeq names its product acetyl-CoA--deacetylcephalosporin C acetyltransferase precursor, putative. Bases 1 to 1323 code for a protein of 440 amino acids. The transcript is spliced from 3 exons. Gene Ontology annotation, molecular function: homoserine O-acetyltransferase activity. The record is from RefSeq and is a predicted model, not a curated record. NCBI's taxonomy places the organism in Eukaryota, Fungi, Ascomycota, Eurotiomycetes, Eurotiales, Trichocomaceae. Gene Ontology annotation, biological process: L-homoserine metabolic process.
AUGACAAUCGCACUUGAUUACAAACCAGCGCAGCCCAAUCUUUUUGCAGACCACAUAUCUGGUCAGCGUAUUGCGCUGAUCCCGUCUCUAAUACUUGAAUCUGGGCACGAACUUAAGUCGUGCCAAGUGGCCUAUAAAACUUGGGGCCAGCUCAAUGCUACGCGGGACAAUGUGCUGAUCGUCUGUCAUGCACUCUCCGGGAGCAGUGAUGUUGCUGAUUGGUGGGCGCCUCUCAUGGGCCCAGGAAAAGCCCUGGACUAUACGCGGUUUUUUAUCUUCUGCGGAAAUGCACUCGGAUCGCCCUACGGAAGUUCAUCGCCCUUAACAGCAAAUGCUGAGACUGGACGACCCUACGGCCCUGAAUUCCCACCCACCAGUAUCAGGGAUGAUGUGAUAGCACACAAGUUAGUCCUUGAUGCACUGGGCGUUUUAUCCGUUGCUGCCGUAAUUGGAGGAUCCAUGGGAGGCAUGACAACGAUCGAGUGGCCCCUCUGUACGCCGCCCGGGUUCGUGAAGGCUGUUAUCCCUAUUGCAACCUCGAUUGCUCAGAGCGCUUGGGGAAUUUCAUGGUCUGAGGUCCAGAGGCGCUGUAUUCUUUCGGAUCCUUUGUUCCGUGACGGUUACUACGAGCUGAACCAGCAGCCGACAUCUGGCCUUGCGACAGCGCGCAUGGUGGCCAUGUUAACCUACCGUUCAGGUGAGAGCUUCGAGAAGCGGUUCGGCAGGAAACCAUCCAGCCAGCGCAAGCACUUCAUACCACCUACAGUGGAACCAGCAUGUAACGGUUCAUCAACUCAUCCAUCAGUAAAUUUACCAGCGCCGCCCUCGAAGACCCCUAUGAGGCAAUUUUCUGCUCAGGAUUAUCUUGAUUACCAGGGAGCGAAGUUUCUGCGUCGGUUUGAUGCGAACUGUUAUCUCCACUUGACUCAUAAAAUGGACAUGCACGAUGUUCGGCGUGGUCGUGUGCCCGAGGGUUGUCAUUCCAAUUUGAACGGCGAGGGCAGCCCUCCCGACAACAUCACAGCUGCCGUACUCUCGCGUGUACCGUCGCAUGCCUUAGUCGUUGGCAUCGAGUCUGAUGUUCUCUUUCUCCCUACCCAACAACAUGACCUAGCCACUUCCCUUCCGGAUGCCAAACUGGUCAUGCUCAAGUCGCCAGAUGGACACGAUGCGUUUCUGCUCGAGUUCGAAAGAUUGAAUCAUUUGAUUAUUGACCGGCUGAAAUCGCAGUUCCCAACCAUGUACGAAGGAUUCGUGGAGAGGGUAGCAAACGUUGACAUGUCCACUUUGACGAAUGGGACCAGCGUGGGUGAGAUGGACUGA